AUGCCUCCGCGGCCCAGAGGAUGCCUCCGCGGCCCAGACGAUGCCUCCGCGGCCCAGACGAUGCCUCCGCGGCCCAGACGAUGCCUCCGCGGCCCAGAGGAUGCCUCCGCGGCCCAGAGGAUGCCUCCGCGGCCCAGAGGAUGCCUCCGCGGCCCAGAGGAUGCCUCCGCGGCCCAGAGGAUGCCUCCGCGGCCCAGAGGAUGCCUCCGCGGCCCAGACGAUGCCUCCGCGGCCCAGACGAUGCCUCCGCGGCCCAGACGAUGCCUCCGCGGCCCAGAGGAUGCCUCCGCGGCCCAGAGGAUGCCUCCGCGGCCCAGACGAUGCCUCCGCGGCCCAGACGAUGCCUCCGCGGCCCAGAGGAUGCCUCCGCGGCCCAGACGAUGCCUCCGCGGCCCAGACGAUGCCUACGCGGCCCAGACGAUGCCUCCGCGGCCCAGAGGAUGCCUCCGCGGCCCAGACGAUGCCUCCGCGGCCCAGACGAUGCCUCCGCGGCCCAUACGAUGCCUCCGCGGCCCAGACGAUGCCUCCGCGGCCCAGACGAUGCCUCCGCGGCCCAGAGGAUGCCUCCGCGGCCCAGAGGAUGCCUACGCGGCCCAGACGAUGCCUCCGCGGCCCAGACGAUGCCUCCGCGGCCCAUACGAUGCCUCCGCGGCCCAGACGAUGCCUCCGCGGCCCAUACGAUGCCUCCGCGGCCCAGACGAUGCCUCCGCGGCCCAGACGAUGCCUCCGCGGCCCAGAGGAUGCCUCCGUGGCCCAGAGGAUGCCUACGCGGCCCAGACGAUGCCUCCGCGGCCCAGAGGAUGCCUACGCGGCCCAGACGAUGCCUCCGCGGCCCAGACACCAGCAGACACCAGCAGCCACAUCCAGGGGAGAUGA
This is a messenger RNA of Oncorhynchus masou masou (cherry salmon), 876 nucleotides long. RefSeq names its product foot protein 1 variant 2-like. Bases 1 to 876 code for a protein of 291 amino acids. The record is from RefSeq and is a predicted model, not a curated record. The transcript has a single exon. Lineage: Eukaryota; Metazoa; Chordata; Actinopteri; Salmoniformes; Salmonidae.